GGGGCCAGGGGAGGAGGGGCGCGUGACGAGGAGCGGGGCCUCGAGGCAGAGCAAGGAAGGCAGGCAGCGGGAAGUUCGUUACUCCGCGGCGGCGGCGGCGGCGUUUGGACCCUUGAGAGCCAUGGACCCGCGGAAGCUGAAGGAGCUGCGGAGCUUUGUGAAGCUCUGCAAGCAGAACCCGGCCCUCCUCCACACCGAGGAGCUCCACUUCUUCCGGGAGUGGCUGGAAAGCAUGGGAGGUACAAUACCACCAGCUUCCUGUAACACUUCGACAGAAGGGUCUGAUGAGGCAAAAACAAACGAAACAGAAGAAACAAAGUCACCAGAAGAUCCACCAAAACCACCAGAGCCAGAGAGUGAAGAGAGUGAUUUAGAGAUUGAUAAUGAAGGGGUUAUUGAACCAGACAAAGAUGAACCUCAGGCAAUGGGAGAUGAAACUGUUGAGGUAACAGAAGAGAUGAUGGACCAAGCUAAUGAAAAAAAGAUGGAAGCUAUAAAUGCAUUAGGUGAAGGUGAAUUUCAGAAAGCCAUUGAUCUGUUUACAGAAGCCAUAAAGCUGAAUCCUCAACUGGCUAUACUGUAUGCCAAACGGGCCAGUGUAUUUGUGAAAAUGCAGAAGCCAAAUGCUGCCAUAAGAGAUUGUGACAGAGCCAUUCAGAUUAACCCUGAUUCAGCACAGACCUACAAAUGGCGAGGAAAAGCUCACAGGCUCUUAGGUCACUGGGAAGAAUCUGCACGUGAUCUGGCUUUGGCUUGUAAACUGGAUUAUGAUGAAGAAGCUAGUGCCAUGCUGAAGGAAGUGCAGCCACGAGCUCAGAAGAUUGCAGAACACAGGAGAAAAUAUGAACGAAAGCGUGAAGAAAAAGAAAUCAGGGAAAGGAUGGAAAGAGUAAAGAAAGCCCGAGAAGAACAUGAAAAAGCUCAAAGGGAAGAAGAAGCACGUCGACAGGCAGGAGGACCUCAAUUUGCUGGUUUCCCAGGUGGCUUCCCAGGUGGUUUUCCUGGUGGCAUGCCUGGUGGAAUGCCUGGUGGAAUGCCUGGGAUGGGCGGCAUGCCUGGACUUAAUGAAAUUCUUAGUGAUCCUGAAGUUCUUGCAGCCAUGCAGGAUCCAGAGGUCAUGGCAGCUUUCCAAGAUGUUGCCCAGAACCCAGCAAACAUGUCAAAGUACCAAAAUAACCCCAAAGUCAUGAAUCUCAUUGGCAAAUUAUCAUCCAAAUUUGGAAGUCAAUCAUAAAAUCCUCUUUGAUUGCAAGACAUGGGGGAAGUAUUGAUUGUUUACUGUACGUUGCAAUAACACAAACCAUUGUACCUCUGAUUCUCUAAAGAGAACUGGAGUGCUCUGGGAAGAAUCCUCUCUCCUCCCUCCAUGCAUCCGAAUUAAAUGGCAGCCAGUUCAUGAUUGUAUCCAAAUUCUGUUUGAAAAACACUUUUCCCCCUUGUCACUAUCUUUGCCCUGUCUUACUCAACAGUAGUGCAGUUCACUUUUGUAUUUCAUUAAAUGUAAGCUUCCAGUAGAUUGUACCAAAAAGUGUAGGAGGGGUGGUUUGGGGUGUGUUUUUUUUUAAAGUAGUGGAAGUGAGGGAAGAUAAUUGGGGGUGUUUUUUAUAAUGGUGUUGGGUUUCUGUUUCCCAGUAACUGGAAUUCUUGUUCUGACAUGAGCAAGUGCGGCUCACUGUUUCUAUUUUCAUGAGAAGUAAUAGUACACAACUCAUAUUCACUAUUUACAUUCACAAGGGUGACUUAAAACAGUUAAAAUCAAACUCUUAUUAGAUCAGAUCCCUGCAACAAGGGAAAAUGCCCUUACUGUUGCACGCUUUAGCUCUAAAUAUUUUAGUGCACGUGCUAUUGAAGCUGGACUGCUUACACUAUCAAAGUUUAGCAGAGUAACAGGUUUGUCAAGGUAUGUAGGGGGCAAAUGUUUCUAUCAGCAUUAAUAACCUAAUUGACUUCAGUGUUUGGGAAUCUUUUUGUUGAACUGAAUUUACUUUUGGACAUUAUUGCCUGGCUUAACUUCUUAAUAUAAUUGGAGGGAAAAUAACUGAAUCCUAUCACCUUCUUGCAUUAAUUUUUUGAAUAGUUCGUAAUGCAGAUAUACAAUAUAGGUUUGUUAAUGGCUGAAACUCUGGAUUCUGAGAUCAUGAAGCUCCUAAUGAUCAUACAUAUCUUGGCCAGAUCCUUUAGAUUUGAUGAUAUUACUUCCAUUCAUUCAGUUGAAUACUUUCAUAUAACCCCAUCAUCAAUCUCUAAUAUUAGUAGUUAUAUUUUUGUUAAUGUCAUACUCUAAUAUUGAUACUUGUGCAGGUUAAGAGGGAGAGGUAAAGUGCUGGAAUAGCAGCUCUUAAGUGUAAUUACAGCAUGUGUAUUCGCUUGAACACCUUGCUGAAAUGUUCAUCGAUAAUUAAUGCAAUUAAACUUUCUUUUUUGUCAAUACUAAUUUCUGCUCUUAAUGUUGGAAAGCUUAUAGUAAUUAAGUCUUGGUCUCUUCUAGAACUUUUCAGUGUUUCCUGUUCUGUGCUCUUGUAAUUUUGUCUGAAUCAAUUAUUAAUGUGUUUUCUGUUUUUAAUUAAACUUGGUCUGGUUUAGGAACUCAACAGAGUCCAAAAAAUAAACUCCAGAAAGAUUUUUUCCCUCAUACAUUAAUUAUCUUGUCAAAUAAAUCAAACGAUGAAUUCAUUUUUGCUUAAGAAAUAGUUCUAAAAAUACUUCAAAAAUAGUUGCCUUUAAAGAUAAUAAAGAUUGGUUUUGAAGAAA
This is a messenger RNA of Sceloporus undulatus (fence lizard), 2751 nucleotides long. It is a transcript of the gene ST13, whose product is annotated as ST13 Hsp70 interacting protein. The record is from RefSeq and is a predicted model, not a curated record. The transcript is spliced from 12 exons. Bases 122 to 1234 code for a protein of 370 amino acids. Lineage: Eukaryota; Metazoa; Chordata; Lepidosauria; Squamata; Phrynosomatidae. Gene Ontology annotation, molecular function: protein dimerization activity; Hsp70 protein binding.